This is a messenger RNA of Filobasidium floriforme, 1363 nucleotides long. Its product is annotated as acetolactate synthase. The transcript is spliced from 6 exons. NCBI's taxonomy places the organism in Eukaryota, Fungi, Basidiomycota, Tremellomycetes, Filobasidiales, Filobasidiaceae. The record is from RefSeq and is a predicted model, not a curated record. Gene Ontology annotation, cellular component: mitochondrial nucleoid; acetolactate synthase complex. The coding region runs from base 48 to 1145 and encodes 365 amino acids. Gene Ontology annotation, molecular function: acetolactate synthase regulator activity. Gene Ontology annotation, biological process: branched-chain amino acid biosynthetic process.
CUCCUCAUCCUAUACACGACCUACUCGAUAUAGCGAACAGCGAGACCAUGGCCACCCUCAGAUCCGCUUUGAUCAACACGGCCACCCGCUCCGUCGCCAAUGGCAAGCACGGCAAGAACACCCUCCCCGCUGCGAUCCGAUGGGGGUCCAGUUCGGCGCCUGUCCAGUCACAAUCGGAACCCAAGGCUCCUAGGCCUAUUGAUGAUAGUACCAGCGCUUUGGAUUACAAGAUGACGAAACGCCGUCCACCCACCCUCCCCGUCCUCGGCGGGUACCGAUCCCCGACGGCUGAAGAGGCCGUGACGAACAUCCUUUAUAACACGCCUGCUCCGAGUUUGGAGCCUUAUAAGAGACACACAUUCAACUGUCUCGUCCAGAACGAACCUGGAGUCCUCUCGAGGGUCUCGGGGAUCUUGGCUGCGAGGGGGUUUAAUAUCGACUCGCUGGUCGUAUGUCAGACCGAGAUCAGGGACCUCUCCCGGAUGUGUAUCGUCUUGAGGGGACAGGACGGAGUGAUCGAGCAGGCUAGGAGGCAGUUGGAGGAUCUGGUCCCCGUCUGGGCCGUCCUGGAUUACACCAAGACCUCGACCAUUUCGCGAGAAUUGCUCCUGGCCAAAGUGUCCGUGCUCGGACCCGAGUACGCCGAACAGCAGAUGUCUGGGGGACCUACCCAUUCGGCGCACUCGAACGAUGCCGUUCACGACUACCUCCCUACCAACGAGGGCACGGAAAAGUUCCAAGCUGAGCAGGCUUUGGCGCAAAACUUUGAGAGCUCGGGUGGGUUGCCCCCGAGCUUGUCCUCUUACAACGGCCGACAACAACAAGGAGGACACCAGGGCCACGCGCUGUCGCAGUCCGAAGCCCUGAUCGCCAAGAACCUCCACUUGAACGCGAUCAAGACCCUGACGGACCAGUUUGGAGGCAGGUUGGUGGACGUUGCGGAAAACUCGGUCAUCGUCGAGUUGACGGCCAAGUCGUCGAGGGUCGAGGCGUUCUUGAGCCUGUUGAGGCCGUUUGGGAUCUUGGAGGCGGCGAGGUCGGGAUCGAUGGUCAUGCCCCGAACCCCGAUCCCUAGGAACAACUAUGACGACGACGAGCCCGCCGAGGUCGCUGCGCUCGACGCUUCGUUGUUGCCUCCCGGUUAAGCUGCAACUGCUCCUCCGAGCAGCAUCCAAGACGUCGAGAGGCUCUGCACUGCAUGUGACGGUCGACACGUCAAACAAAAGAAGUGGCUGGGGGAGAUGGGGGAAAAGAGGGUUCGGAGCCCGGUCAUCGAGAGGAAGAGCGGAGUAAGAAUUUGGUUCUUGUCGUGGUGAUACUUUUCUUUUCUGCGAGAUUUCAUACCAUUCAUACAUCUGGGCUG